AUGGUAUCGUCUCGAGCGAUCCAGGACCCUAGCCAAAACGAAUACACAAACGUCACGCAGCACGCUCUCUCCGCUCGAGGCCGCGCUCCUCCUCCCCCUCCCCCUGCGAGAUACGUCGAGGGCAAGGCGUUCUACUACGACGGAUGGCCAGAAAGCGCCAGCCAGAUUACCGACUUCGAGAACCUAUGGGGGCAACUCGUUGAUCUCUUAAAUCUAGUGGGCAAGAUAGAGGUCGACGACGUCUUCGACCGAUGGUAUGGCGACUGGGGACGUCCACUUGUGCAAAGUGUUUUCGACCGCAUGAAAGCCCAAAUCAAGGAGCGAGACUCUGCAUCGAAAUCGUCGAAGCGCGACACCGACGCCCCUAAGAUCUGGAUUUCCCGAAAUGAUUAUCUUCAAAUCUGCUCCAACAGAUGGGUCGAGGCUUAUUUAACCACUGUUUCUAAACUUAGAGGGGCAGGCGUUAAGUUGAGCGCAAAUAGCAAGAAGAUGGGGGACAAUAACUGUCUUAUUCAUUUCUGCAAAGACCAGUUCGACCAUAAUAAAAACAAUCAAGUCACUGAUUGCAACAAAGUUAAAGACCAACGAAUGAACAAUGACCUGGAUGGUCAAGUGGGGACAUUGUUGCAUGAACUUAUCCAUUGCCCGUCGAUUGGAGACGCCGCAAUGGACGAAUAUGGUCAGGGACCCAUCCUCAUUGGGCAUGACGAGGUUUACGAUGCAUAUGAAUGCACUCAGUUGAAAGAGAAAUGUGACAACGUGGCUCCUCGAAAUCCACAAAGCUACACCUUCUACACAGCGAACCGGUCUUGGAACAAGAAGUGUUCUUUUAAUUUGAAAGACCCCUUCCAAGUUCAAGCGCCGUAG
Penicillium alfredii is the source of this 867-nucleotide messenger RNA. RefSeq lists its product as uncharacterized. The transcript has 5 exons. Gene Ontology annotation, molecular function: metallopeptidase activity. The coding region runs from base 1 to 867 and encodes 288 amino acids. The record is from RefSeq and is a predicted model, not a curated record. NCBI's taxonomy places the organism in Eukaryota, Fungi, Ascomycota, Eurotiomycetes, Eurotiales, Aspergillaceae.